AGUUUAAAACUGUCAGUGUGUCGGAGUUGUUUAUAAGCUGAUCUCGAGGACGAGUUUGGUAUUGUCAAAAUCGUCAAGGUCGUUUUUCUCAUCAUGUCUAAGCGAGUAACAAAAUCUCUUUUAAGUAAAGAGUAUAGGGAUUAUUUAAUGAGCACGCACUUCUGGGGUCCGGUAUUCAACUGGAUGAUACCCAUAGCGACCAUAUUCGACACGCGAAAGCAUCCGAGAAUCAUUAGCGGCAAAAUGACUAUGGCCUUGACCCUGUAUUCCCUGGUAUUCAUGCGAUUCGCUUGGAAGGUACAACCACGAAAUUUGCUACUGUUCAUGUGCCACAUGACUAACGUCGGAGCUCAACUCACGCAAGGUUACAGGUUUGUUCAGUAUCAUUAUGGCGAGAAGAAAGAACUCGAUUCGAAGCAGAAGUGACGCAAAAAGCCAUGCAAAAGAAACUACGUUACUACUGAUUUACGCCUGUAUAAAUGUAGAAUAAAAAUUGCAAAAAAAAACAAAACAAAAUGUUAU
Pseudomyrmex gracilis is the source of this 522-nucleotide messenger RNA. RefSeq names its product mitochondrial pyruvate carrier 1-like. The record is from RefSeq and is a predicted model, not a curated record. Gene Ontology annotation, biological process: pyruvate import into mitochondria. NCBI's taxonomy places the organism in Eukaryota, Metazoa, Arthropoda, Insecta, Hymenoptera, Formicidae. Gene Ontology annotation, cellular component: mitochondrial inner membrane. The transcript is spliced from 3 exons. Bases 94 to 426 code for a protein of 110 amino acids.